This is a messenger RNA of Asparagus officinalis (garden asparagus), 7073 nucleotides long. Its product is annotated as UPF0481 protein At3g47200-like. The record is from RefSeq and is a predicted model, not a curated record. The coding region runs from base 1149 to 2669 and encodes 506 amino acids. NCBI's taxonomy places the organism in Eukaryota, Viridiplantae, Streptophyta, Magnoliopsida, Asparagales, Asparagaceae. The transcript has a single exon.
GAUUUGUUCUUUGUUUAACUCCAUUUGUAGCUAAUUUUUUCGCCUGAUUCCUAUAAUUUUCUCAGGUUUUAUCUUGUCAGAAACAGGAUUCUAGUUGUAGAAGCCAGGUAUUUUGUCAAUUUCAAUAUUUUUAGAAAAUUAUGGAUCGCAUUGAGCUUAAAAUUUUGUUGAUUUCGAUAUUGCAAAAGGUGGGUAUAACCAAUCUAUAGAUUUCUCCUCACACAGGCACAAUUUUUGCCCAAUCUGACCUUCAUAAUGAACCUUCUAUAAUUGUUAUACAAUCUUUUUCCAAGUAGGCAAUUGCUUAUAAUUGAGGUCCUUAAUGGAACCCCACUUUUAUUGAACCUUCUAUAUAAUAUUUUCCCUCUAGACAUAGUCCUAAUAUUGCGCUCAGUGUUAAUCUAAUGUAGCCUCCAGUGUUCUUGAGAAUCCUUAUUUAUAAUUUGUCGACUCUAGUGCAACCAAUUCUUAAGUAUCGUUAUUUUUAUGUUAUCAGUUCGAAGGAGGCAGCACACCCUUUAUCCAUGCACCUUGUGGAUUGCAAGUUUUCCAUUUAUAACUAAUUAAAGUAUCACAUGAAUCAGCUUAACAACCUGAUGGUUCACUAACUCUUUUGAGAAUUAUUUGGCGAAUGAAAACGUACGUUGAGGUGCAAAAAAUUCUCGUAACAUACAGUUGGAAUGAUUUAUUUGUGUGGAUUGUUGUGACUGUUAUCUUUUGGGUGCCUGGUUCUGAUGAUUUCUGUUAGCAAGGAUAAGUGGUUUUGAUGUUAGUAAAAGGCCAGACAAAUGUGACAAAUUUUGGCCGGCUGAUGAUCUGAUUGUUAUUUAUUGACCAAGUACAAUCCCAAAAAUAACACAGUCAUCAUUGUUUUUUUUAUAUAAUUUUGCUAAACGUACUUCACUCUAAUUGGAUAUGUAUAGUAUCAGAAUAGAACCAUCUGUUUGUCUCAUUUAUCAAAGACAAGCUAUAGUGUGAAACACCAGUAGCAGGUUGUGAUGUUACUUUGAUGUAAACAAUACCGAGAAUCUUAAAGCUGUACUUUGUCUUGUUAUUAGUCUUUUCAUGAACUAGUUUGUUAAAUAGGAGAUGCUCUUAAGUGAUCAACCAAGUGUUAUCGGUAGAAUUGUAGUCAUAGAUACCAAAUUAUGGCUGAACCAAGCCUUUACCCGAUCCCUCUCCACUAUGCACAACCUGCACUCCCUAAAUAUAAGUAUAUAUCAAAAAAAUUCACAGAAGAAGGUUUCGUCACUGAAUUUAAAGUGGACAUUGACGAAAAUGAAUGGAUCAAUACCGUGCGGGAAAAGGUGAAUGAAGCGCGCCCAAAGGUCCAUCAUGAUCAACCGUGCACCAUUUUUCGAGUCCCAGAGAGCAUCAAACAUGGUGGUGGUGCUGUUAAUUCAUUCUAUCCAACUGUUGCAACUAUUGGCCCAUAUAACUACUUUCCUGAACAAAGCGGCACAGGGCGUGCUAUGCAUGAGCAUAAGUGGCGUUGUGUGAGAUACCUACUUUCACGCCAUAAAAGUCAAGAGAGUGCAAGCCAGCUCUUGGACCAGUGCUUGAUGGCACUUAAGGCAUUGGAUGGUGAUGUGCGAAAUUGCUAUGCAGGAGAGUUAAACAGUUUCGACCCACCAAAGCUUGCUUCUGUCAUGUUGAUGGAUGGGUGCUUCAUCAUCCGUCUCUUAUUAAUGCAAGUGGAGAAUGAGAGUUUUGAUAGUGAAGUAGAGGAAGAGAGUAACAAAGAGGAAGUGAAGGGAAAGGAGAAGGUGAUGGAGGUUGAAUUGGAGAUGGGGAAGGAAGAAGAGAAGAUUGGAGGUCCUUUAAUUGGGAUGCUAUGGCUAUGGAAGCUUGUGAUAUUCGAUCUACUGAAAGUCGAAAACCAAAUUCCUUUCUUUAUCAUUCAAACCAUAUUUGACAUCAUAAGGACUCCGAGAGAUAAAAAUCUUGUCCUUGUAGAUCUUGCACUUCAUCUUUUUCGUGGUAUUCAUCCUUAUGCAUCCAAAUCAUUCACUAAAUUGCCAGCAAGUCAAAUCCAUCACCUACUGCAUCUGUUUCAUACAUCUCUUGUACCUUACAAAUACAAAUCUAUUGCACCAAUUUCACGGAAGUGGAUUCCAAGUGCUAUGGAGCUCAAAAGGACUGGCAUCAAGCUUGUGAAGAAAGAGACAUCUGAGAGCUUCUUGGAUAUAACAUACAACGAUGGAGUAUUGCAAAUUCCGACACUGCAAGUCUAUGACUACUCAAAUUCCCUUUUCCAGAACCUUAUUGUGUAUGAGCAGAGUUUCCCUGACGUGGGGAAGUAUAUUAUGAACUAUGCAGCAUUCAUGCAGUGCAUUGUUGCCGCUGAAGAGGAUGCAAAGUUGCUUGACUCGAAAGAGAUUUUGGUGAACAGGGUUGGGACUGAUGAGGUACUGGCGAAUCUCUUCAAUUGCCGCAAAAAUCACUUGCACUAUGCUUCUGAUGGAAAUUAUCUAGCAGAUAUCUUUACCAAUGUUAAGAAAGACCAUGAAUCAAAGUGGAGAAGGUGGCGGGCAGGACUAGCACGUGUCUAUUUCAGCAACUAUUGGACAGGUGUCACAAUCCUGUUUACCGUGUUGCUACUCUUGCUUGUAAUUGAGCAGUCUUUCUUUGCAGCAUUUUCUUACUUUCGCUCUCUAUAUAAAGUUUAAGGAUCUCAAGUAUUACAGUGGAUGAGAAGUUGAUGACCCUUAUGACCUCCUUGAAAUGUUGUUUAUGUAUCUGAUGGCCAAAUCUGAUGACAUUAGAGGCUUCAGAGAAUUUGGUGUUCUCCGAUAGAUAAAUAAAUGUUACAUUAUUUUUAUCUUCAUGAUGUUUUGUUAGGAUCUAUAUGCAAGUUUAGAAGGGAGGGUUGAAUAGGGUUGCACACUUUUUUUGAGAAUUAAAACCUAUCGAAGAAUUAUGUAGCGGAAAUAAAUAAAGGGCGAGCAGUCACAACCACAAAGAUACAAGGUUUUUAUCACGGUUAGGAUAAAUUCUACAUCCACUAUUCCUGGUCAAAAGGGGCUUCCGCUCUAGUAUGAAGGAAUUUUUGGACCACAACUCAAUCUAGUAAACAAUUGCAAGACUGUCCCCUAGAUUCCCCCUAAUCUAGUCGUCUCUGCCAAAGAUCCUACCAUACAAGUGUAGCCCCAGCCUUAGCUAGUAUCACCAAUUUCUCAAUUAACACCAGCUUGAGUAUGUUGUACAAAAGCGACUAAUCACAUGAUUGUAGAAAAAGUGUUUACAAAAAAGAAUAUCGUUUGAACACAAUUAGAAAGAUAUUGUAGUCCUUUUUGAUUAAGAUCGUUCUCCAAAUGAUUUCUAGUGAAGAUAUGGAAGAAUGAUGAUGAUGAUUCUAGGGCUGGAUGCACUCCACGAAGGAUCCGAUGUGAUGUUGCGAACAACUCCAAGGAUGUGCACAAAAUCCAUGAUGCCAAUUGACGGUAAUAGUAGUGGAAAUCUCCUUCGGAUCCUAAAGGAAUCCUCUCCUUUUCUUUCUGUCAAUGAAGCUCUUCUUGCUCAAGAUCUGUAGAAAAACAACCCUAGAAUAGGUUAUAUAGGCCUCUUAGUGAACAACUCAGAUUACAUUCAGAAAACUAAAAAAAUCCACGACAAUGUUUUCUAAGAACCAUUUUUCUGUCUGAUAGAUGUCAGACUUUUGUUCGAAGCUUUCAGACAGUUGUUCAAAUAAACCUGAGAAUAUUAGUUUCAUCUUGUAGAGUAUGUGGAGAGUUUUUUAAAAUAUAUAUUAUAAUAGAGAUUUUGUUAAUCGAGUUAAAAGUUAUGACCUGUGCGUGUUUUUAGCCAUUUGCUUUGGGUUGUUAGACGUCCGGUAGUACUGAUUGUUUUGACACUGUCUCACAAAAACACUAAUAUCUUGAGCUAUAUACCUCCAAAUCAAAUUUCAUUUGUUUCUAUAGGUUCAUAAUAGAUAGACAGUCACUCCCAUAUGCUCAAAGUUAAUUUUAGCCUAUGAUAUGUUUUUAGGAUUAACUGUGGUUAACUUGUUGUCUUGCAUCACUUUGUAUGACCUGUAUAUUUCAUCUCGAAACAUUAUCAAAUACAUAUGAACAUUUGUUAUUAAUCAAACCAAGUUGAUUGUGUGAUUGUUUGAUGUAAAAUUGGUUCUAAAACGAUUUGUAUUAAUUGAAUGUGUGUUACAAAUAAAGAAUCAAAUUACACAGAAGCGAAAGGAAUUAAUUUGAUUCUUUCUUGUUUAACGUGGGUUCUUCGAUAGCGAUAGGAUGUCUCCCUCGAAUGCUUACGUCUAGCUUGCUUCCCUUGGACGAUUCGAUCGAAAUUGCGGAUAAACUUCAGCGCGUGGUAGUAGUUCUAUGGAUUGAGUUCGAAUACCCGAGCUUGAAUUAAGACCGAAUGCUCAAAGAUCGGUUCUUUUAUCACCCAAAAGAACCAAUUACCCAAGAGAUUUCUAUCUCGAAAGGCUAAAAUGUAAGAAUUUGCAAAGAGCCGAGAAUUAGAGCCAAAUCCAAGAUCUCAAGAGCUAAAAUCCGAUAGUCAAGAGAUACAAAUCUAGGAUCCCCUCUCUGUAGCCGUCCGAGGUUAUUUAUAGAGAAGGAUGGUGGUAACCAACCCCUCAAAUCGUGGGAAGUGGGCGUAACCACUCCCACAAAUCAAGCAAUCGGUUAAAAACCGCUCAGACGAGCUAGCAGGCGAGCUAGGCGAGCUAACGUGCGGGUUGAAUGCUCAGGCGAGUUAGGAGAACAAGCGAGGUUGUCAGGCGAACCCCUUAAGCGUUUAGGCGAGCUUAAACCCUGUAGGCGAGCUUGGUUCGUGCGGGUGGACCUUCUGCAGGACUCGUGCAGGCGAGAGAAGCAUUUAGGCAAGUUUAGCUAAUUUGCUAGCUGAUGAACAGAGCGUUUAGGCGAGCAUAACUCGUGCAGGCGAGUCAAACUUUCAGGCGAGUUUAAAUCCUUUCGGGGCGAAGUCUACUGCGCAGGCGAACUUCGUUUCGCCUGCGGGGUCAAGCAUUCAAGCGUGCUUGACUUUGCCUUUUUGAUGCAGGCGAACAAGUAGAAUGAGCUUUGUUCUUGCGAGCUUUAGACGCAGGCGAAGUCCUGCAGACGAACUUCUCAAUUUUUGGGAUUAAGGCAGUUUUUAUUGCCUACAUUGAUCAACAUCCAACAGUUUGUAGGUGUGAAAUUCAGUCUAUUUCCAUGUUAAUUUUACUGUAGAAGUUUGUAUUAGUUGUCCAAAUAGACAAUGCUUUGAAUAGUUGUUAGGCAAGCUACAUUUUGCCUGUCUCAGUUAGAAACUAUUAUAUAUGUCAACUUAUGAUAAUUAGGGUUUUUAUAGAAUUAAGUGUGAGUGUCUUAAACCAUGUCUAUAUUAUUUGGAGCAUCUUGGAAAAUCUUAUGGAAGAUGUAUGGUGGUUUUGAUGUUCUGAAGGGUUUUAUACAAAUUCUAUGGUUGGACUGUUUCUUCCAUGGUUGAUAUUGCUUUGGUGUUUAUGUUCAUCAAUGACAUGUGUGGAGAUUCUUAGAAGGUUCAACUUGCAAUUCCUGUUAUUGAGCCUUUCUUCAGACAGUUUCAAGGUGCAUUGUUUUGUUUCAUCUCAUCUACACUUAUGAAUUCUCGAUUGCUAGGCGACUUGGCUUCUGGAGUUAUGUCUUUGCAUUUCCUUUUUUUUCAUGGCGAGUUCUUUUGCAUGUAUGCAUUUGAGAGAGGUUUCUUUUACUUGAAUAUGUUGCUCUUGAGGCUUACAAUGAGAUUAUGGAGAAAAAUAUUGGAUGUAGGACAUGAUUUCAGCAUGCAUAUAUGGAAUGGCUGACUAGGACCAUGUUUCUUUUGCUUCUACUUUUUUCUUCAUCCUCUAAUGCAGGGAGUUUCUUUUUUUCAUUUUUUGAGUUCUUUCCUUUCUUUUUGCUUCCCCAUUAUUAUUCCCUUAAACACAAUUGAUGAAUUGUGAUCAUUACUGUUGGGUUAGGUCUGAUUUAGAACCGCAAAUCCCUAAUACUUGGCAUAUCCAGUUGAUAGCUUUGUCUUCUUGCCUCAUCUUCAAUUGCUAGGAUUCAUAUACUUUUAUAUCAAAUUACUUCCUUUGCUGAUCUAUUAUAAUUCUUUUCAAGUGUUUGACAGUUUUAGACUACCAUAGUCUUCAAUCUAGUCACUCAAGCCUUUAAUAGAGUUUAAACUCUACUCACUCAAACCUUUUAAUAGAGUUUAAUGUUCAUUUGACGAUUUAUAUACCUGCAUUUUUUGCUAGCAUAUGGCAUAUGCUGUGAUUUGUUGAUAUUUGUCACAUCAAAAACAUUUUGAGAAAAAGCACCUCCAUGUCGAUUGCUGCUGCACCUAUGAAUAUAAUGACUUGGCUCCUUUACAAACCAACAAAAAAAACCCUAAAUAGUAAACUCCUCUGAAAUCAGGUGGACAAUUGGUUAAUUUCAUAUAUCAACCACCAUUAGGGAUCAUCAUCUAGGAACUCAAUCAGAUGGGUAUACGCAGAAGGCGUUUUCUGCGUGUUUCAUAUGUAAACUUGUGAAAAAAUUGAUGAAAGGCUAUUAAGUAAUUCUUCAAUUAGUUUAGUAUAUCAUGAUUUUAAUUGCUAAAGAAAUACUCAGAAAGCUAUUUGGCAUGAACGGGACAGGUGAAAUAUAAAGGACUAGAAAAAUUCACCAUAUCAUUGCUAAAUUUGAACUAUUUGGUGUUACAUAUUUGUAUUUUUUUUUCUUCUAUCUAUCAGUGCUCUAAACAUUUGUGCCAUUUCUCAUAUAAAUGUUGUCUUCUAUAGACGUUGAUUGAUUGUGAUUUGUUCUUAAAUAUUAAUGCCAAGUUACUUAAGGGGCAAUGAACCGCACAAGCCAAAUAUCAGCCGGCCAUUUUUUUAAGGCUUAUCAUUUGCCUCAUUAUUUCCUUUUUCUUUCUUUGUUAAUGAUUGUGUUUAUAUUAACAAAGAAGACCAUUAGAUGGGGCAUUAGCAGGUAGUGGAAUUACUUCAAUGUAAAUGACCUAGUUCCUACUUUGUCUUAUCAUCUGGACCUUAGUAGGUGUAGUUUAUUUAAUUGGUGAUACCUCAAGAAGCUCAACAGAAAUAGAAUCUUCAUUCAAUCAUUCUU